Knipowitschia caucasica is the source of this 345-nucleotide messenger RNA. NCBI's taxonomy places the organism in Eukaryota, Metazoa, Chordata, Actinopteri, Gobiiformes, Gobiidae. The record is from the annotation of a GenBank genome assembly.
AUGUACUAUAAAUUCAGCGGAUUCACACAGAAACUGACUGGAGCGACUCCGGCCACCGCGUACACCCCGCAGGGGCUGAAGCCGGGUCUGACGGAGCCGCCUCCCAUCAUCUUCACGUCUCCGACUAAAGUGGUGUCAGAGUCCGGGACGGUGGCGGAGUAUCUGGGGUCCAACAAGGUGCCAGAUCUGCAGAGGAUAUUCCAGAAGUCGGACGGCACACCAGUCCAUCUAAAGGGCGGCUACGCGGACAAGCUCCUCUACCGCACCACCAUGGCUCUGACAGUAGGGGGCGUUCUCUACACUCUGAUGGCUCUGUACAUGGCGGCGCAGCCCAGGAAAAACUAA